This is a messenger RNA of Cyclopterus lumpus (lumpfish), 5622 nucleotides long. It is a transcript of the gene srebf2, whose product is annotated as sterol regulatory element binding transcription factor 2. Gene Ontology annotation, biological process: positive regulation of cholesterol storage; positive regulation of transcription by RNA polymerase II. Gene Ontology annotation, molecular function: protein dimerization activity; RNA polymerase II cis-regulatory region sequence-specific DNA binding; DNA-binding transcription factor activity, RNA polymerase II-specific. Gene Ontology annotation, cellular component: nucleus. The record is from RefSeq and is a predicted model, not a curated record. The transcript is spliced from 20 exons. NCBI's taxonomy places the organism in Eukaryota, Metazoa, Chordata, Actinopteri, Perciformes, Cyclopteridae. The coding region runs from base 253 to 3831 and encodes 1192 amino acids.
CGCCCGCUAUGAGCCACCGAGUCUGUUUGUGAAUGACGUAAUGAGCGUAAAACAAUAUGGCGACGACUUAACCGUAUAUCGGCGUGAACUAGUUUAUCGACGUCGUUGUCCACCUCUUGUGAGGCUCCUGUGUUGUUUCACGGUUGUUCGGAACCAGACUAAUCUUCCCGAGUAGAUAAAGGGGCUGUGGUUCUUGUUUCUGUCUCCUCCCCCCCGCGACCCUCCGGUGACAGCGAGGUGCGAACGGACGUUAUGGACAGCGGAGAGUACAUCUCCACCAUGGAGAACAUGGACCCGACUUUAGCAGAGUUGGGGGACGAGUUCACCCUGGGAGACAUCGACGAGAUGCUGCAGUUUGUCAGCAACCAGGUGGGGGACUUCCCAGACUUGUUUGAGGAUCAGAUGAACUCGGCGGGCUCUGUGCAGAGUGGCGGCGCCGGCACCGCUCCGCGCCCAGCCAUUCAGACCCCUCCGACCCCCAAGACGCCAGCCCCCGCUGUGUACCAGAGCGCCGCCGUCAGCCUCGUCGUCCCCCAGACACUGUCUCCCCAGUCUAUGCCCCUCACCCCUCCCCUCACUCCCACACAGACUCCCUCCCCUGCGGCCGUUUCCACGGUGCAGCAACAGGUUGCACCGCAGCAGCACCGCAGCCCUCCGCUCCUUCAGCCACGGCCUCAGGUGGUCCAGCCCAUCCAGCCUCAGCCCCAACAUACGGCCCAGCCCACCAUCCAGAUGCACACCCAGGGGAUCGCCAUGCAGACCCAAAGCUUCCCAGUCCACACCCUGGUUCAGACCCACAGCCAGACGGGCAUGCCCAUCCAGACCCAAGCGGCCCAAACUGUGAUGAUUGCCUCCAACGGCGGACAGUCCCGUUUCAUCCAGAGCCCCGUCAUCUGCCACCAGAGCCCUGGCUCCGGUUUCCAAGUCCUCCAACCUCAGAUGCAGAGCAUUAUGACGUCACAACAGCUCCAGCCGAUGACCAUUCAACACCAGCGUGUUCUGACCCCAACCUGUCAGACCAUCCAGACCCUCUCAGCGCCCACCACAGUCCACGCUAUGCAGCAGCAGAUGCAGCAAGUUCCUGCGUCUUUCCAUCAGGUCCUUGUCCAGCAGCCUCAGAUUCUGAAGACCGAUUCGCUGGUUCUCACAACACUGAAACCAGAUGGCACGCAGGUGCUGUCGACCAUGCAGAGCCCCACAGGGAUCACCACCUUGACGACGCCCAUCCAGAACACAGCUCUCUACCGUACUGCUACCGAUUUCCAUCCCCAGACGCUGAUGAGCAGCAACAUCUUGACCACCCUCCCUAUGAUGUUGGGAGGAGGCGACAAACUGCCGAUCAAGCAGCUACAGCCAGGUUCUCACUGCACAAACGUGGCCAGAUCAAGCAUGGAUCAGUGCCAGAUGAUGGGAGGAAUAAUAGGCCCGGGAGGAGUGGUGAAGGAGGGCGAGAGGAGGACGACGCACAACAUAAUCGAGAAGCGGUAUCGCUCCUCCAUCAACGACAAGAUCGUGCAGCUCAGAGACCUGGUCAUGGGCAAUGAUGCGAAGAUGCACAAGUCAGGGGUGCUGAAGAAGGCCAUUGACUACAUCAAAUACCUGCAGCAAGUCAACCACAAACUACGGCAGGAGAACAUGGCCCUUAAGAUGGGCAACCAGAAGAACAAGCCAGUGAUCCUGUCUGAAGACGUGGAGCUGAAAGAGGAAAUAGUGAUGAUGUCUCCUCCAGCCUCGGACUCUGGUUCUAGUUCCCCUGCCCAGUUCUCUCCUUACUGUGUGGACUCAGAGCCAGGCAGCCCCUUGCUGGAUCACGAGCAGAUGAAGAUGGAGCCAGAUUCUCCCUCCUCGGUUGGAGUGAUGGAUCGCUCUCGACUGCUUCUCUGCGCCCUGACCUUCUUCUGCCUGUCCCUGAACCCGCUGCCAUCUUUGUUGGGCUCUGAGGCCUCGGGGAGCCCCAGCCUGUCUGCGGGCCACGGGCCGUCGAGAACUCUCGUCUGGUUCCCAAUUCACACACAGGACUUUGCUUCCUGGCUGCGAUGCCUGUUGCCGUGGGUGAUGGUGUGGGUGCUGAGCGGGGUGGGAGCGGUGUGGGGUUGUGUCAGGGUGCUCUACCUGUGGGAGCCCGUCACGCCCCUUCACUCGCCAAAGUCUGUGUCGUUCUGGAGGCAUCGGAAACAAGCCGACCUGCAUCUCAACAGGGGUGAUUACACAGCGGCAAUGGCCAGUUUAGAGACCUGCCUGUCCGUCUUGACUCGACUGCUUCCCUCAACCACUCUGGACCUGGUCUGCUCACUGUCCUGGAAUCUCAUUCGCUACAUCCUGCAUCGCCCAACUCCUCUGGGUUGGCUCGUUCAUCAGGUUAGGGGAAAGCACGAGGGGGAGGAGGCUCGGACGAGCGCAAAGGACGCAGCGCUGGUUUACCACCGGCUGAGCCAGCUGCAGCUCACAGGAAAGCUGCCUCAGCGUAGCAGCAUGUGGGCUUUAUCUGUGUCUCUGAGCGCCGUCAACCUCAGCCAGAGCGCCCAAGGCAAGAUGGCCCCUGCCCAGCUCACCCAGAUCUACGUCACUGCAGCAACAGCCCUGCGCACCGUGCUGGGCCACCACCUCUCCUGUCUGCCUGGUUACCUGUUGAGCUGUGCAGAGAGUGUGGCCAACCAAUCGGAGACCAAGCCAAUCCCUGACUGCCUGCGCUGGCUCUUCACCCCGUUGGGCAGGCAGUUCUUCCUGAGCUGUGAUUGGUCGGUGAAGUCGGAGAGCAGCGACGGGGUGUACACUUCUCAGAGAGAACCAACUGACCCCAUUGCCCAGCUGCACCGCUGUUUCUGCAGGAAGCUUCUUGAGAGAGCCGUUCACACUCUCAUCCAGCCGCAGAGCGGCUCUGAAGCAGGCAAACGCAACAGCGACUCUGGGGAGUUCUCCAGCGCUCUGGAGUUCCUCCAGUUGUUAAACAGCUGUACAGAGGAGUCUCCGUCCCCUCCUCCUCCCUUCUCGACUCCUCCAAAUCACACCACCACUCCAGUGGGAGACCCAGUGAGUCGUUGGUGGGCUUCGGUGCUGAAGGCCACCGUGCAUUGGCUGCAGGGCGAUGAUGUCGCCGUGAGGUCACUGUUGGCAGAAGCGGAGCGCAUGCCGAGGGCUCUACACACUCUUGACCACCCUCUGCCCAAGGCCGUGCUGCUGCUUUGCAAGGCGGUCCAGAUGAGUCUGCCUCCUCUUAAGGGGGAGGGGGCGAUAGCCUACUUGUCCCACUGCGACAGAGCCAGCGGCUACCUGCGCUCCAGCAUCUCGGUGCCCGUCGCCCAGACUGGGAACUGGCUGAACAAGGGGGUGGAGCUCCUCAUCUGUGACCUUCUGCUGACCUUGAGGACCAGUUUGUGGCAGCGGGGAGGCAGCAGUAACGGAGAACCUGGCCCGGCCCCUGGGUCCCAGUUGGCUGGUUUCCAGAGGGACCUCAGCGCGCUCAGAAAGCUCACACAGUGCUACAGACAGGCGCAACACAAGGUUUUUCUCCAUGAGACCACAGUGAGGCUGAUGGCUGGAGCCAGCCCCACGAGGACACACCAGCUGUUGGAGCACAACCUCCGACGCAGGGCGCACAACUCCUUCACGGCUGAAGGUGAGUGCGUCCUGGGUGAGAGGGAGAGGGCUCAUGCCAUCCUGCUGGCCUGCCGCCACCUGCCCAUGCCCCUGCUAACCCCGCCCGGGCAUCGCGCCCGCCUGCUGGCCGAGGCCAAGCGCACCCUGGAGCGGGUGGGAGACCGUCGUUCCCUACAAGACUGUCAGCAGAUCCUGCUGCGCCUCAGCGGGGGCACAACCAUUGCUGCCUCCUGAACACACACACACACACACACACACACACACACACAUUAGGGCUACUCACAAUACAACAAACUCCGUAAUUUGCUAUUGUACAUACAAAGAUAUAAACCGGGCUUAUCAUCCACCAACAACAUGUAAGACUUUUCUGUCACACUUUUCUCACCCACACACAGCUGGUUUUAAGCUGUCUCUGUAUCCACACUGCAGGCUCAACAUUAGCUCCUCUUUGAUGCUUAGUCUCAUUGUUGCAGCACAAUCACGCCAUCUUCUGGUCAUUAAGGGUACCAUGCUGGCUUCCUGCCUCAUUUUGAACAAUGCCACACAACAAGGAAAAUCAGGUUUAAUAGGCCCCAAAGGAAAAAGGGACCAUUAUCUAGUAGCUGUUCAAAUAAAUGUGAUGCAGCAGCGCAUUGAUUAGCUGUAGGAUACCGAACUGUACAAUCAUUAUUGGCACACGGCAAUGUGAGUGCUGCAAUAACUGUAACGUCUCAUUGAGCUUGCGCGCUUCAAUUGAGUGUGUCGGAGUAUUUGAGAGUAGACAGCCGAGGUCUGUUGAGCAUGGCUGUGCUAGGAUGCAGACAGAGAGACAAGCUCACUUUUCAACACACAGCGCUGAGUAGUGUCUCUUCUUAUCUACCUCAUACACGGUGCAAUGCAUUGUACGGUGGAGCAAAGUCGGCUGAUGUCAUGCUUCGUUCUGUCAAACGGGAAAAAGGUUGGAUUAGCGAACACACACGCUCACACAGAUGCUUCUACAUAUUAUUCCAUAUUAAAUUAAUUGCAUUCAAACUCACAAUGUGAUUUGUAUAUAGGUUGUACAUAGGCAGACAGACAGAAGUAGAUUAAACAAGAAGUCCUGACUUCUGCUUGAGAGGGCACACACACACACACACACAUUGAAAAAAGAGCUGCGUCAUGUCAGUCGUAACGGUUUCCUUUUAGAAGCUUUCACAAGGUGAGCAACAUCCGCAGCCUCACACUUAAAGUGAUACUCCAACCAAAAAAAGCAUCCGGACAUCCAUAAACGUGACGGCUGACCAUCCUCGUGAAGCCGCCCUUCGAGCCCAGAAGGCAGUGAGUGUCAAAAACUCCAGAUGCUGACUGGCGUAUCAAUUGGGGAUGAGUGAAAAGGGGGCUGAACACAGUGAUCAAUGUGAAGAAUGGUAUUUACCUGUGAUGUAACGCUCUAAAGCAAAAUGGCCUUGAUGUAAUGUAAAAAAAUAUUUUAUUUUAUUUUUCUUCACUUGCGAAACAAAGGAGGAGUUGUAUCUUUGUGAGUUCUUUGUCCAGGUCUCUUUUUAUUUGUAAUUUUUGAGGCACUUCUGUCAUUCCUGUUUCUGUGCUCUGUUUUUCUUAUUUAAAGGUUAUGCAAUAUUAAUACAAAUGCUUUAGCAACAGUUCUGUCAUUGUUUUUGUUUCAUAUUGAUAAAAGCAUCCUGGGAUCAGAUUUUUUUGUUGUUGACUGCAUUUAAACAAUUAGCCUGAGAUUUUGGACUCACUCUUUCUUUGCUGUUUUUUAGAAUACAGGCAAACACACAAAUGCUAUUAGAACUAUGUCUUCCAAGUCAACCCAAGGUGUAAGUUAGCAACCUAAAGAGUCCUGAAUAUACUGUUUUCAGUGUAGAUUAUCUUUCCUGACUGGGAAAAGUGUGAAAAGAGGAAAGCAGUGCUCGCACAGCCAUCGGAGCACAGUUUCAAUAGUUUUUAUUUUAUUUUUGUCUUUCCCCUUUGAUGUUUUUUAUUGUCCAUCUUUCUGUGUUUAAUUUUGAUGUUUGUUUUGUAAUAAAACAACACAUGACAGUG